ACAUACAUACAGAAACAGAGACACAGAGAGAAAGAGAGAAGAAGAAGAAGAUGGUGAGAGCUCCAUGCUGUGAAAAAAUGGGGUUGAAGAAGGGACCAUGGACACCAGAAGAAGAUCAAAUAUUAGUUUCUCAUAUUCAGAGAUUUGGACAUGAGAACUGGAGAGCUCUUCCCAAACAAGCAGGACUCUUGAGAUGUGGAAAGAGUUGCAGGCUGAGAUGGACAAACUACUUAAGACCAGAUAUCAAAAGAGGAAAUUUCAGCAGAGAAGAAGAGGACUACAUAAUUACUUUGCAUCAACUUCUUGGCAACAGAUGGUCUGCUAUUGCAGCAAAAUUACCAGGAAGAACAGAUAAUGAGAUUAAGAAUGUGUGGCACACUCAUUUGAAGAAGAGAGUUAAACAAGGCGAAAAACCGAUGAAAUUGUUGCCGAAUUCAUCGAUGAGUGAUACCGAUGGAUCAUCUUCUUCAUGCACUGAAUUUUCUGCUAUUGUUAACAGAGAUCCUGCAGAAAGUCUGGAGUUUGAAAAGAGUCUCAGGUCUGAUGCAUUGUCAUUUGAAAGCAGAAAUAUUAGUCAUGUUGAUGCAGUGUCUAAUGGUGAUGAAAUUAGUUUUUGGUUGAAAAUUUUCAUGGAAUCUGGAAAUAUCCAGGAAUUACCUGAAAUAUAAUUACUGUUUCUGCAACUCUUUGUUCAUUCUAAU
Dioscorea cayenensis subsp. rotundata (Guinea yam) is the source of this 701-nucleotide messenger RNA. RefSeq names its product transcription factor MYB4-like. The record is from RefSeq and is a predicted model, not a curated record. The transcript has 3 exons. The coding region runs from base 51 to 668 and encodes 205 amino acids. NCBI's taxonomy places the organism in Eukaryota, Viridiplantae, Streptophyta, Magnoliopsida, Dioscoreales, Dioscoreaceae.